GGAUGACACUUGAAAUUUACGCAAAUUGCGUAUCAACAUUGCCCAACGUGCUCGUCGAAAUCGGAGUCAAUAUCCAGACUCUGUACUGUAAAGAACUUUAUUUUGUUGCUAUGGACACUCAGAUGAUUUGAAGCGCUGCUCAAAUUCGUAACUGAACAAAAUACAGUGCGCCGCAUAAUAUUAUGGCAAAUCAAAAGGAUCUGUCACACUACGAUGUGCUGCAAGUUCCUCAAAACGCGUCCCACGAAGAGAUUCGUAAAUCCUAUCAAGCCCUCGUCCUCCAGCAUCAUCCGGACAAACAGAGAAACAGAAAUGCAAACGAUUCGGAGUUAUUCAUGCGAAUUGAUGAAGCAUGGAAAAUAUUACGCGAUGAGCAGACGAGACGCGUUUACGAUGCCGAGCUGAUGCAGCAAAUGUGCCGGGAAGAAUACUUUGUGAACGAGGUACUGCGGGAGGUAGAUUUUGAGAUAAAUCACGAAGAAAACUAUAGGUACCAUACCUGCCGUUGUGGGGGAUUCUAUAUUUUACCCGAGGAAUCUCCGCUCGUGGAAUCGAUAUAUAUUUCAUGUGACGAAUGUUCUCUUAUAGUGCAGGUAAAUCCGCCAUAAAUGUUGAAUGAGAAUAAAGUAAGCUAUUUUUAUUAAU
Anopheles coustani is the source of this 645-nucleotide messenger RNA. RefSeq names its product DPH4 homolog. The transcript is spliced from 2 exons. Lineage: Eukaryota; Metazoa; Arthropoda; Insecta; Diptera; Culicidae. Gene Ontology annotation, biological process: positive regulation of ATP-dependent activity. The record is from RefSeq and is a predicted model, not a curated record. Gene Ontology annotation, molecular function: ATPase activator activity; ferrous iron binding. The coding region runs from base 183 to 608 and encodes 141 amino acids.